CGUUCAGUUUGCGAUUGCUUUUGCAUCGAGAAAGACGUUCUCCUGUUAUUAGGUAUAUCCUCGUCGAAACUUUUUAUACGGAGUUAUGUUACGGAAUAACACGUGAGAAGUGGAAUCUACAUCAAGUUAUAUAUAUAUAUAUAAUUAUUUACACGGAUUCGAACGUAGUAAAUAGCCAUCUGAUAAAACGAGAAACUAAGGAGAGAUCAUAGUUCUCAUCAUUAUCAUCGAAAAGUUUCUUUUCGUUAUUGAUCGAGAGAACUUUUGGACCAUCAAACGAAUUGGACAAACAUGUAUCAAUUAUCGUUGAAGAUUUUACUUGCUGUAUUAUUAUUUGAGAACCUAACAUUUACGGUAUCCAUUGAAGAAUUCAAUGUCCCAAAGAAUCACUCGAAAGAAUUGGAAAAUAUUUUAGCUGAUGUAGGAAAUACAAAUGAUACGGAUAAACAGCGAACGGAUCAGAUAGAUCAGGCAGAUGUUCAUCAGAAGGAAUUUUUUAAGGACACUGAAAGAAAUUCGACGAUCGUCGAGAAAGAAAAUCAAAAAACGUCAUUGAAUGAAAAGGCAUCAACAAAGGAAUUAUCCCCGACGUUGCAGAGUGCAAGCGAAUUGCCGAUUGCGCUGAAUCAUACUGAUCAAAACAUUACGAAACGACCAGUCGAAGAGACGACGCUAAUUAAUGCGGUAACUGAGAAUCAAAAAUCAAAUGAUUUUAUCGGCGAACAAAAGAAUUUGAAUCAAUGUUGCGUAACUCCACUCGACGAAGAAGAUGUUACAACCAUUAAAACGAUGCAACAAGAAAACACUAAUUCAUCCAUUAGCACUACCUCAGAAAUUACACCGACGACCACAAAAAGAAGCGUCACGAUCACUCCAGAGGAUGUUGUUUCACCAAAAAUUACUCCAGCGUCCAUGGACGUGAAUGACACAAAAAAGGCCGGCAAUGACAUUGCCGACAAAUUAAAAUCUACGAUGUACGAAACAGUUCCUUCUGAAUCGAUUAAUGCGACAAUAGAAAUUAACACGAUAUCAUUGAAAUCCUCCGAGAUAACAACCACCGUGUCCUCCGAUAUAAGCACCGUGUUAACCUCCGAGAAUGAUCAAGUAAAAGUUAAAAACGAUACUGUGAUGUUAAAGAAGGAGAAAGAAGUAGAACACGAAGGAUUAAGUCUGAAAAGCAAAGAAUCUAUCAGUAAAGAAGAUACCAGUGGAAGUAUGCCACCUGGUAUUAUUGCAUUGGUAACAACUAUUACGUUUGCUGUUGCGAUCAUUAUUGGAUACAUCAGUAUGGUUAUCUGGAAGCAAUAUCUCGAGCGCAAAUACGGACGUCGAGAAUUAUUGGUGAACGAGUUGGAAUUCGAUACGAACGAUCUGAGACAUUUUGAGCUCUGACUUUGGAAAAGCAAGGAUGGUAUAUCGUCUGAUGUAUGCCCGCAGAGUCAUA
Molecule: messenger RNA, 1444 nt
Organism: Vespa mandarinia (Asian giant hornet)
Lineage: Eukaryota; Metazoa; Arthropoda; Insecta; Hymenoptera; Vespidae
Source: RefSeq, a predicted model, not a curated record